UGUGAAGUGAAUGAAAAUUCUCAAAUCUUUUUCAGUAGCUGCAAGAUGUGUGGUGCAGGGAGACCCACAUUACACGACGUUUGAUGGGCUCUAUUACGACUUCAUGGGCGCGUGCAUCUACACAACAGCCAAGCUGUGCAACAUCUCCUCCUCCCUGCCCCACUUCAACGUGGAGACUAAAAACGAGCGCCUCAACCCAAGCAUAUCUGUGCUCCAAGAUGUUUACGUGGACGUAUUCGGACACAGGAUAACCAUGACUACACAUCACAUCCUACUGUUGGAUGGGGAGCGGGUGACGCCCCCACUGGUGUUACCGGGGAUGCACGUGUCUCUGAGCGGCUCAUACCUUGUGCUCAUGACCAACUUCAGCCUCACAGUUCGUUUCGAUGGGUACUAUCAAGUUGUGGUGUCUGUACCAAUGGAGUACGCUGGGCAGCUCUGUGGACUCUGCGGAAACUUUAAUGGUGAUAUUGAUGAUGACUUACUCAUGCCAAAUGGGUCAUUGGCUGCUUCCGAAACCAAGCUGGGAAACAGUUGGAUAUCAGAUAACAGCUCAGCUGACUGCGACGUUGACUUUGAGCCUCCAGGUCCCUGUGAUGCAGAAGAACAGGCUAAGUUUGAAUCGGAGGAAUUUUGUGGAAAGAUACAUGAUGUCAAUGGAGCAUUCCAAGAGUGCCAUGCAGUGGUCAAUCCAGAGCAGUUUUUCAUCACCUGCGUUCUUGACCAGUGCUGGAUGGAUGGGAACGAGCAGUUCCUCUGUGCCUCCAUGCAGACCUACGCUGACCAGUGUGCCCAGCAUGGGGUCAUCAUCAUGUGGAGGAACGACACCUUCUGCCCGCUCGAAUGCCCUGCAGACAGCCACUAUGAGAGCUGUGCCCCACCGUGCCCAGCCACGUGCAGAAAUGUGACCCUCCCAGGUGCCUGCCAGCAGCCCUGUGGGGAGGGCUGUGUCUGUGAUGAGGGUUUUGUCUUCUCAGGAGACAAGUGUGUCGCUCAAGAUCAGUGUGGCUGCAUGGACCACAACGACCUCUAUCACCCGCUUGGGGACAGCUGGUUUGCAACACAGAACUGCAGUCUGCAUUGCUCUUGUGGCGAUGCUGGAGGCGUGGUCUGUGAGCCCUGGCAGUGUGGAGUCUCCGAGAUCUGCAGUGUGCAGAAUGGAAGCCUGGGCUGUCACAGCGAUGAUACCACAACAGUUUCACCGCCAACAACAACUGCUCCUCCAAGCAUAAUGCCUGGAAACUGCAUCGUGCAUGGAGAUCCGCACUACGUCACAUUUGAUGGGCUCUCAUUGGCAUUCAUGGGAACGUGCACCUACACAACAGCUAAGCUGUGCAACAGUUCGUCUCAUCUGCCCUACUUCAAUGUGGAAACAACCAACGAGUAUCGCAACCAGGGCUCCAUCUCAUUUGUCAGAGAAGUUCACACAGAAGUCUAUGGACAAAACAUCACCUUGUCCUUGGGUCGUACCCUUCUGCUGAAUGAGGAGCUGGUGACGCCCCCACUGGUGUUGCCAGGGCUGCAUGUCUCUCUGAGUGGCUCAUACCUCGUGCUCAUGACUGACUUUAAUCUGAUUGUUCGAUUCAAUGGAGACAAUCGGGCGGAAGUAACUGUGCCAAGAGAGUACGCAGAGGAGCUUUGUGGCAUCUGUGGAAACUUUAAUGGUGACCGUACUGAUGAAUAUCUGAUGCCCGAUGGGACGCAAGCUUCUUCACCAACUGAGCUGGGAAACAGUUGGAAAACAGACAACAGCUCCGCCUACUGUGACGCUCCACCUCCACCUCCCUGUGAUGAAGAUGAGCAAGCAGAGUUUGAAACAGGGGCAUUCUGUGGAAUCAUCACAGAUGUGAAUGGAUUGUUCACAGAGUGCCAUGCAGUGGUCAAUCCAGAGGAGCUGUUCACCAGCUGCGUGCUUGACCAGUGCUGGACAUAUGGGGACAAGGGCACCCUUUGUGGCUCCCUUCAGGCCUAUGCUGAUGAGUGCGCGGAAAAUGGCAUCGUCAUCAUGUGGAGGAACGCCACCUUUUGUCCGCUCGAAUGCCCUGCAGACAGCCACUAUGAGAGCUGUGCCCCACCGUGCCCAGCCACGUGCAGCAAUGUGACCCUCCCAGGUGCCUGUCAGCAGCCCUGUGGGGAGGGCUGUGUCUGUGAUGAGGGUUUUGUCUUCUCAGGAGACAAGUGUGUCCCUCAAGAUCAGUGUGGCUGCCUGGACCGCAACGACCUCUAUCACCCGCUUGGGGAUCACUGGUUUGGAACACAGAACUGCAGUCUGCAUUGCUCCUGUGUCAGUGUGGGAGAUGUGGUCUGUGAUCCCUGGCAAUGUGGAGCUAAUGAGAUCUGUAAUGUGCAGAAUGGCACUCUGGGCUGUCAUGAUAUUGAAACGUCAAGUUCCCCAAGCACAUGCAUACCAGCUCCAAAACCAGAACCGCAUCUCAGCUGUGACUUUGACGAUGAGGAAUCCCCGUUGUGCAGCUGGGUGCAACUCAGUGCCGAUGCUGCGGACUGGAUCAGCCACUCAGGAGAAACUCCAAACCCUUUUACUGGACCAAGCGGUGAUCACACCACAGGCUCGACCUCCUACAUCUACAUGGACUCAAUAACCCUCGUCUCUAGAGGAGCAGUGCGACUUCAGAGCCCCAGCAUUAACUCCCACCAAAAUAUCUGCCUGAGCUUCUGGUACCACAUGUAUGGCGACAACCUGAUGACGCUAAACGUGUACGUCCUGGACGACGACAUAGAGACGGACGUUUGGAACGUCGUGGGGCAGCAGAGCAGCGCCUGGUUGCAGGGAUCCAUUACCAUCCAAGCCACGGCCAGCAGUCAGAUCAUCAUAGAGGGAGUUAGCGGAUUCACAAAAUCAAGUGACAUAGCCCUGGAUGACAUCAUGGUAAUAGCAGGAAAAUGUGCAGGUGAGCACACAAUAUCAGCAUUCACUACAUCCAUACAGUAGCCAGUGUUCUCAUGUAUUGGGCGGUUCUGAAAUCCAUUAAUGGUCCUGGAUUUAGUAGUGUAAAUUCCACUUUCCUAUGGUAAUGGUCAUUAUAUCCAUUGGACAACCACUGUUGAUUUCCCUGCAAAAGUAUGUCAGCCUAACCAGGUGGGGCUCAUUUCACUGGCUCUAGUAGGAUGACGAGGCGGAUAGUGUGAUGAUGAUGGGGUUGAGGUGAUAUUAACCAAUAAUUUAACUCACGAUUGGGACCUUGUCAACUGUGAUUUGCUCACUGACAUUUAAAAUUAAAUAGAUAUGCAUGCAUUUUUAAAAAUAAAAUAUUGUUUGCGCAACAUUUCCAUUUACACAAGCCCAAUUGUAUUUCCUCUGCUGGGAAGGUUACUGUUCAUGAUAACGGUAAAGUGUGUGUUUUUACACCUGUGCUAUUGCUGAGUUUUAUUGAAGGAUUUGCACAAUUCCAGAAUCUUAAUUACUAAAAUAAACGUAGACAAUGCAUUUUUAGUGAUUGUAAUGACCAACUUUCCAUUUUCCCCAUUUUCCAAACGCAACAGUGUGUGUGAGCGGGUGUGAUUUUGACAAGGACGAGGGUCUGUGUCAAUGGCGCAACAGCGAAGAGGAUGAUGGAGACUGGGAGCUGUGGCUUGGACAGACAGAUGCAGAGGGCACGGGGCCCGAUGACGACUUCACUCGACCUGGCUGUUUGUACCUUUCGUCAAAUUUACAAUUUACACGAAGCUCUAAGAUGAAUGGAUAAUCAGACCACACAAUCUGUAAAGCUAUCACCCCAACAGUUGGGAAAGAACCAUCUGAGGACCCAAUCAAAACCAUUACCUUGCCAUACGU
This is a messenger RNA of Petromyzon marinus (sea lamprey), 3793 nucleotides long. NCBI's taxonomy places the organism in Eukaryota, Metazoa, Chordata, Hyperoartia, Petromyzontiformes, Petromyzontidae. The record is from RefSeq and is a predicted model, not a curated record.